CAUCUAUUCUGUGAUAUUACCAUGGUCUUGUUUGACUAGAAGUGAUAACAGCGCGCUUAUCACAGCAAACGGCGGUACAUGAUUUGUUUACAUAAUUUUCGAUACUUGAUCGUAGAGGCUACAACUGCGGUACUGCUCUGCAUUCAGCGUUUCAGCGCAGCGUACCGCACAAAGCUCAAAGCGCUGACAGACACUCCUCGAGCAAUACCUUGUCGAUGUUUUAAUUUUACAUCUUGGGUGUAGUCUGCAUUUGCCGUCCGUUACAUAAAUCACAAGUCCGAAGUCGUCACCUGGAGAUUUUGCUAGUGGACGAGGUGAACUGUUUGUCACACGUUACUGUUUCUGACAAUGAUUUACUCUGAGGACGGCGACGGGGUGGCGCAAGAAGUUUUUAAAGCGAUAUUUGUCAACGACUUCGAUGACCUUCAGAAGAUCUACGCUAAACAUGACCUGAGCACGGAUAUACUGGAUGAACAUGGCAUGACGCCGCUCCAACACGCUGCAUACAAGGGCAACGAGCAAAUCGUCCGUUGGCUGUUGAACAGAGGCGCUGACGUUAAUUCAGGUAAACAUAAGUACCUGUACACUGCUCUGCAUUUUGCUGCCCUCAGUGGCAACCCUGUGGUGUGCAGCCUGCUGUUGGCUGCCGGUGCCAAAAGCGAACUCACCAAUACUGUUGGACGUACAGCUUCACAAAUGGGCGCCUUUGUAGGAAAUCACAACUGUGUGGCGGUAAUCAGCAAUUAUGUACCAGAAGAAGAAGUUACUUGUUACACGUUAUCCGACUCGAAUGACAACGAACCAAAGCUACCUCCAGAGUUAGCCCAACCUGUUCACAAAUUUAUUAUGAUGACCAACAUCCAUCCAGUGAAAGUGGCUCUAGAAAUACCUCCAGUUUUCCUGAUCGAUGAUAAUUCUUCAAAAAUUUACAAAGUGUUGAAUUUGAUGUGCGAGCGUGAAUUUAACAAAAAACUAGAGACUAAUGAAGUAAUGGCUUUUAAGUUUCAUUACUUAGCUAGCAUUCUGAUUGAAGUUGCCAAAUACAAUGAUAUGAAAAGUGAAAAACAGUCAGAUCCAAAAGAAUUAUUUAUUAAGAAAAUAUUGAAAAGUGAAAUUUAUUCAGAACAGUUUCUUAAGGAUAUCAUUAGAAUGUUUUCAUUUAGAGAUUGUACAAUUUUCAGACAGAUGGUUGCUAGUCUGACACGAGGUAAAGAUAGCAUGACAGCCCUCAAUGUUAUACUGGUAAUGAUUGGAAAUAGACGCGGUAUGGGCGUAGAUUCGUUUGGCGAUGAACGCAUAUGUGGUACAUGCGCUGAAAAUAAUGCUACCAAAAAAUGUGCCAAAUGCAAAGCUGUGCAAUAUUGCGACCGUGAAUGUCAACGCAUCCAUUGGUUUGUUCACAAAAAAGAGUGUAACAGAGAGGCCAGUAACAAUGGAGCCUUACAGACAUCUAUAGACAGUUCUCAUGUAGCCGAAAGUUUAUCUGGACUAGGGAUAAAGUAAAUUUCAUUCGAAGCAACUUAAGUAACAUUAUGCUGUGUAUAAUUAUAUACUAUCUAUGUAUGCAUAAUAUAUUUAACGAUUGAUUGACAGCAUAUGUUUUACAUUUCAAAUUUAGAUUACAUGUAUGUAGAAUUAUUAUUAAGUAAUUUGAAAAUAUGUGUCGUAAUAAAAUUUGUAUAAUCUAAAUAAUUUAGAGGCCUUUAAUAUUGUCAUAAAAACCAUAUAGUAUAACAGAAGAUUGUGUGACCUUUAUUUUAGACCUUUAUACUACGUUUGUUAGACAGUGUUUUGAUUUUGACAUUAUUUGUUUCCAGUUUAAUAAUAAGUAAUUCUGUACCUGUUUUUGAACCAUUUUUUCUGAUGAAUAAUAUGUCAUUAAUUUGAUUCAAUAAAACCUGCACUUCAUCUGUUAAAACAAUUUUGUCUAAAUAUAUUGAAUAAUAUAAUCAACAAAA
Molecule: messenger RNA, 1958 nt
Organism: Acyrthosiphon pisum (pea aphid)
Lineage: Eukaryota; Metazoa; Arthropoda; Insecta; Hemiptera; Aphididae
Product: ankyrin repeat and MYND domain-containing protein 2
Exons: 6
Coding region: 349-1503 (384 amino acids)
Molecular function (GO): protein binding
Source: RefSeq, a predicted model, not a curated record